Messenger RNA from Marasmius oreades (fairy-ring Marasmius), 3330 nucleotides. RefSeq lists its product as uncharacterized. Gene Ontology annotation, molecular function: cysteine-type peptidase activity. Gene Ontology annotation, biological process: proteolysis. The coding region runs from base 1 to 3330 and encodes 1109 amino acids. The transcript has 10 exons. The record is from RefSeq and is a predicted model, not a curated record. Lineage: Eukaryota; Fungi; Basidiomycota; Agaricomycetes; Agaricales; Marasmiaceae.
AUGUUUCUCAUAUCGUCUAUUCAGGGUAGUACUCAACGGGACCCUAUUCGCCGCCCCCUUGGCCCUGCCGUGCAAUGGUAUGAUUGCCUUCAAGCCAUGGUAGACCGGGAAAUGACCGCCAUCAUCGAGAGAUGCAGGCCCAAGGCAGAAUCUCUUCGGGUCACUCCUGAACCUACGACCACCCUGUCUGCCCAUUCACGCGAAGCACCUCCUUCUGCUGAACCCUCACUCUCAGCCCAAGCUCCAACCACCACACUCUCGAACGACAAGACUAAUUGCUCAACGGUUCCCACCUCCAACCCAUCGCUGGAUAUAAGCAGAUUAUCCAACGGUGAAUGCGCUUCAAGUUUGCGGCGCCUGUGCCCAUGCUGCUUUGGUGGAUGUACGUUUGGCCGUUCAUUCGAUGAUGGUGGAGACAUACACGUCGCGUUGGAUGGAAAUCUACACCAUCGCCAACUAGCGUCUGCGGGGGAGGGUAUAGCCUUCUAUGAUUCCGAGUAUUUCCUCCCGAAGUCGUAUGUCGAUGAUGUGGGAGAACGUAUCACAGCCGCUCGCCGAAAGCCACCGAAGCCUCGCAACCCAAUGGUUCCAGACGAAUUGAUUGACCAGUGUCGGGAGUCAUACUAUGCUGCAAAGGGAGAGUCCAAGCAUGCAGCAUCGGGGAUCUUUCGUGAGCGCGGGCUAAUGGGUCUUGUUUGUCGACACGAUGUACCCUUAUUUGUGGCUUCUAUCGACACCCCUGGCGAGCAGCAGAAGUACGCUGUGGCUCUCCUUGAAAGGCUUUUCUCUCUCGUACCCGAAUCUGCAACCGUAGUCGCACUGUAUGACAUUGGGUGUGUCCUGGAUAGAAGUAGGAGUACCUAUGGCCUACUUUCAGAGGAACAUUCUUCUAGGCUGGUCCUAGCAACAAGUGUACUGCAUGCGUAUGGCCACCAAUGGCCAUGCCAGCUCAAGUACAACCCGCGUUUACGACCAGGACUAGGUUUGACUGAUGGAGAAGGGACUGAGAGGUUAUGGGCAGCGCUACGAAAGUUGAUAGGUCCGGAACGGCAGUCUUCGGCUGCUCGUCGCAAAUGGCUCCUUGAUCGAGCACUACAACAUCUCGCUGAAGAUAGACGGCAGGAACUCGGGUCAUGGAUGACCUCCAAACUCCACAACAAUGUCCAGCUCAAAGUGGCCGAGGCCGAGAAGACGCUGGCAAAACUUCAAAUCCCCUUGACAGAGCUCCAGGCUCAGUGGCGACAGCAGCAGGAGGCGCAGACCUCAGUUCGUUCUCAUGCCCCUCUUCGGCUGAAACGGGAGCUGGGGAAGGUGCUUCAGCUUCAAUCGGAGGUUGAUGCACUUGAGGAAACGAUCAAUGCGACAAAAUACGCAAUAAAACACUUACCAUUCUGCUCUACCAGUGCGUUAGCCACUCUCCCCUUGCUUGAGAGUGCCCAUAGCACACUCCGAGCAAGGGCAGAGGACCUUUACCUUUCUCUCAACAUUUCAGAAGAAUUCCCAGAGCUCAAGAACAUUCCGUUCGAAUAUCUACAGCUCUUACUUCUCGCACGCGACCUCAAGAUCAACAUUCGAAAACGGUGUAUUGGCAGCUUCUUCGAAUUUGACAAAUUAGACCGCGCUGUCGGUGGUCGUGACUUUGCUCUCGGAACCAAGGCUCACCAACUCACACGAAAGUCGAUUUCUAAGCGGGCGCCGGCGCUGCAGAGCGCAAUCAAGAAGUACAAUGAAUAUUGUGAUAAGUUAAAGAAGCUACACCAACAGGCGUACGUAGUACCCAUCCCAAAACCACUUCCGACCAACCUGGCAGCGCUACGUGAUCCGGAAUCCUCAUCCCUGUGGGAGGAUGUGUGGAUUGCUCGGUCAGACGAUGAUGUCGCCCCACGAUGGCUCGUCGACAAGUCUGUUCGCUCAGGUAUACGGGCGAUGUUGACCCUUGAUCGAUGUCGAGAGGAAAGGUCGCGGCUUCAGCUUGAGGCUGACAAUAUGUGUCACUGGUACAGCCAAGAGAUGAUGGGCAUCAAGAAGGCCCUCUCUUCCCUUCAGUAUAUGAAGUAUGAGACAUUAUUCACCCUAAUACUGCAAGAACAUUUACAGCUCGCCCUCCGAUGGGCUAAUCCUUUUCUAGCACUCUCGCGACUCAUUGAGGACUCUCAGCGUAUCCCCACAACACCCAUGGUCGAUACUCCUGGUUCCUUUCCGCCUCCUUCAUCUCCACCGUCAUCAGAUGAUAAUACACUUGUCGGAGGUGAUGUAGAUGACUUGGACCUCGGGGAGGCGUUUCAAAGUACGCUCGACGUCUCAAUGGGAGACCAUUAUUUGAUGGAGGUAUUGGACGAUGCUAGCGAGGGCGAGGAGGAAGAGGUGUCAUUGGGGGAUCCGGGUGUGGACGGCAUAGGUGAAGAUCUUCAGUCAACGGCCGACGUAGUGGAUGACAGGGAGGUUGUGGGUGCCGGUGAGAAUUCUAUGGAUGGAACCAAGGCAACCAAGACGUUGGCGGUUGUGACAGAAACUUCAGGCGACGAUGCUAUACGACUACGGCUUGUAUGGGAAGUGCCGUCGGACCUUCCCAUCGACUCGAACCUACUAGCUCUCAUCAAGACCUUUCCACAUUGGCCAGUAGAAGGUGGACAGAUGUCAAAGCGGCAAGUAAUCAACCGUGUUUCAGGGUUCCAACAUGUUUUCCAAGCCGACGAGCUGGCUCGUCUCGACGGUAGCACCCAACGACUCAGUGGAGACUGCAUAAAUGGGUGUUCAGCUCUACUUCAAGAUCUGCUCUCCAGAGAUCUAGCGGCCUGUGGUACCUCACUAGGUACACCUCAUACAGCACAACGGGUAGCGGUUUUCUCAACCUACCUCAUCCAGAAAAUUUUCGAUGAACGCGGGAAUGCUGGCCUUUGGCGGUUCUCGAAGGUCACGAAAUACUGGUCGGCUCCGAUAUGGAUCCUACCCCUCCAUGACAAGGAUAUGGAGCACUGGCUACUUGCUGUUGUCGAAGUACAAUCACAUCGUGUACAGCUGUUUGAUAGUUUGGGAUCUCGUAGUACUUGGGACAGCUGGCUUCCGAAGAUUAAUCACGUAGUUUCUCGCCUGAUUGCUGCCGCCCGUGAGCAUGGGCACCCCUUCUCCAUCCCGAUGAGCAACUGGAUUGCGCAACCAGUAACGCUUCAACGUCUACAGUCAAACGGGUAUGACUGUGGGGUGUGGAUUUUGUAUGUUAUGACAGCGGUACUCCGUGGGGCGAUGAUACCGAACACUACAGAGGAGGAGAUCGCUACCUUUCGGUCAUUACUUGCACGCCUGAUUCGUUAUCUCCCUCCAUAUGUUUAG